Molecule: messenger RNA, 6982 nt
Organism: Xenopus laevis (African clawed frog)
Lineage: Eukaryota; Metazoa; Chordata; Amphibia; Anura; Pipidae
Gene: igf1r.L
Product: insulin like growth factor 1 receptor L homeolog
Exons: 22
Coding region: 1343-5341 (1332 amino acids)
Biological process (GO): positive regulation of MAPK cascade; cellular response to glucose stimulus; glucose homeostasis
Cellular component (GO): axon; membrane; signaling receptor complex
Molecular function (GO): transmembrane receptor protein tyrosine kinase activity; transmembrane signaling receptor activity; phosphatidylinositol 3-kinase binding
Source: RefSeq, a predicted model, not a curated record
UUAGUGUGUGUGAGUAGAUGAGAUAGUGUGUAUGUGUGUGAGUAGAUUAGAUAGCGUGUAUGUGUGUGAGUAGAUGUGAGUUGGGAUGCGCCAGGCAGAGAGCAUCAGUAUUAGCAUUGAUUCCCGUGCAGCAGGAGUAACUCCCCCAGUCCAGGCUUUGCAGACAGCCCAGUGUGUGAGAGAGAGAGAGAGAGAGAGAGAGAGAGAGUGCGGCUCAGGCUCUUGUUUACAGCAUUAGCGCCGCGCACACACUGAGAGGAGAUCCCAAUGAGAGAGGCUCGGCGGCGGCCCGGGGAUCCCUACACACACGGACAACAAGCAGCGGGAGCGCAGCCUGUACGCAGCUUUAAGGCUUUAUCACAGAGCCCAAAAGAAGCGCUCGGUCGGCGGCGAGUCGGGCGGGCCGGGAUAGUCUAGUCCAUUCAUUGGUCCGGCGGGUGUGCAGUAGCGGCCUCCUGCUGCCGUGGGAUAGUGGCUUGUGCCCGGGGCUGACAUGGAGGGAGAGGAGGGCGAGGUGCGGGCUUCGGCUUUCUCCUAUCAGCUUCCUCCGUGCGCCCGAUUCCAGCGGCUGGACUGACACACUGUGCGCCGGGGGAGAUCAACGUUUCCCCAAGGGAUUGAGGAGCCGCACACUUGGAUUGACCCAGCAUCAGGCGGAUUUACUAGCGCCCCCUCAGGCCGGGGAUAUACGACGUCUGUACAGACACCGCCAGGGAUCGGGGGAGAUACGAAGAGAAACAAGGGAGAAAUCCAUGCCCCCCCGCAUUGGUUAACGGGGCCCAACUCCUCGUAGUGGGCGGCGCUUACAUCUAGGGAACCCCAAGUAACCCCCUUGUCCCUCUGCCUAUCAGUCAGGGCAGGGGGGACCUUGAAGCUCAGGGGCUCCCCCUAGAGUUGGUGUUAGCUCUCUGCUCCUCAGCACAACUCGGCCAGUCCGCCGCCGCUGCUGCUGCUGAAUAAUCCACGUUUCACGAUCCGAGCAGGUUCCAGAGCAAGGUGACCCGGGAACUCCAGGGCUUGUGCUCCAGGUAGAAAAGGACCGGCGGCGCCAUUUUUGUUAUUCCGGGCCAGGGGGGAGUUCCUGGCAGUGUGGAUGAGCAUUUGCUUGGAUUCCCUCUACGCGGGGACUUGUUUGUGGACAUGAAGGCCGAAUUGGUGCCUGUUUGUACGGCCUGGAUCCUGGGGCUCCUCCUGUGUCUGGGACCAGCGGCUGCCAAAGCCCAUGGUCACAUCCUUGCCGUAUCUUCUUUAUUGUUGGUCGUUCGAUUUCAUGACACGGUUGUCAUAGCAAACAAAACUAUGUACAGGCAAACUGCUUGAGAGGCUCUACAUAUAAAUAGAAAUGUGUGGUCCCAACAUGGACAUCCGAAAUGACGUCAGUGAGCUUAAACAGCUGAGAGAUUGUGUCGUGAUCGAAGGCUACCUGCAAAUUCUGCUCAUCUCAAAUGCCAAGGCAGAGGACUUCCGGAACCUUCGGUUCCCCAAUUUGACCGUUAUCACUGACUAUUUAUUGCUUUUCCGGGUUUCUGGCUUGGUGAGUCUCAGCAAUCUCUUUCCCAACCUCACUGUGAUCCGUGGCCGAGUCCUUUUCUACAACUACGCCCUUGUUAUUUUCGAGAUGACCGACCUCAAGGAGAUUGGAUUGUACAACUUGCGUAACAUAACACGUGGCGCCGUCAGGAUUGAGAAGAACUCGGAACUGUGUUACGUCUCCACGGUGGACUGGUCCCUCAUUCUGGAUGCCGUCUACAAUAACUACAUUGUUGGGAAUAAGCCACCGAAGGAGUGUGUGGAUUUGUGUCCUGGAGCUAGAGAGAAAAUGCAAGUUUGUAAAAAGUCAUCCAUAAAUAAUGAAUUUGCUGACCGAUGUUGGUCGGAUGAACACUGCCAAAAAGUGUGCCCCAGUGUUUGUGGCAAGCGAGCAUGUACUGAUAACAAUGAAUGCUGUCACCCAGAAUGCUUGGGCAGCUGCACGGCACCCGAUAACGACACCGCGUGCGUGGCUUGUCACCACUUCUUCUACGAGGGCCGCUGUGUCCAGACCUGCCCGCCUAACACCUAUAGAUUUGAAGGGUGGCGCUGCAUCACUCGGGAAGUCUGUGCCGUGGUGCAUCAAUGGGUAAACAGCGUCAAUCCAUUCAUCAUUCACAAAGGAGAAUGCAUUUACGAGUGCCCAUCAGGAUUCAUGCUGAAUGACAGCCAGAGCAUGAGCUGCAGCCCCUGCGAGGGUCCCUGCCCCAAGGUCUGUGAAGAGAAGAUGAAAACCAUUGAUUCUGUUACCUCAGCCCAAAUGCUGGAAGGUUGUACUGUCCUGAAGGGGAACCUGCAACUAAAUAUCCGCAAGGGUCAAAAUAUUGCUUCGGAGUUGGAGAAUUUCUUGGGUCUUAUAGAGACGGUCACUGGCUAUGUGAAGAUUCGUCACUCCCAUGCAUUGGUAUCUCUUUCUUUCCUGAAAAGUCUGCGCUACAUCCUGGGAGAGGAGCAAAUGCCUGGAAAUUAUUCCUUUUACGUCUUUGACAAUAACAACCUACAGCAGCUGUGGGACUGGUCGAAGCACAACCUCACCAUCAAAGAGGGCAAAAUACGCUUUGCAUUCAACUCCAAGCUAUGCGCUUCUGAGAUUUACCGCAUGGAGGAAGUAACCGGAACAAAGGGGAGGCAGACUGAAGAGGACAUCAGCCUCAGUACUAAUGGAAAUAUGGCAUCAUGCGAGAGUCAUGUCUUAAAUUUCACCUCCAAUAGCACCAGUAAGAACCGGAUUAAGUUUACAUGGGAGCGUUACAGGCCACCUGAUUACAGAGACCUUAUCAGCUUCACUGUCUACUACAAAGAGGCACCGUUCAGUAAUGUAACCGAAUAUGAUGGUCAGGAUGCAUGCGGAUCCAACAGCUGGAAUAUGGUGGAUGUGGACCUCCCAGCCAGCAAGGAAAGUGACCCUGGAAUCCUCCUGCAGGGACUAAAGCCUUGGACACAAUAUGCAGUCUAUGUGAAGGCUAUAACCCUUACCAUGCUGGAGAGCCGUCAUAUCCAUGGUGCCAAGAGCAAGAUCAUAUAUAUGCGAACAGAUGCAGCAGUUCCUUCCAUCCCUCAGGAUGUGAUCUCAGCAUCCAACUCGUCUUCUCAGCUGGUGGUGAAGUGGAACGCACCCAGUCUCCCAAACGGGAAUCUCUCCUACUAUAUUGUGCGAUGGCAGCAGCAGCCUCAGGACAGACACUUGUAUCAGUACAACUAUUGCUUCAAAGAUAAAGUACCUAAUCGGAAAUAUGCCAACGGGACCAUUGACACUGAAGGUGUGACGGAGCCUACAAAGCCAGAAGGCAACGUAGGAGAAAAGGGCCAUUGUUGUGCUUGUCCUAAAACCGAGGCAGAGAAAAAAGCAGAAAAAGAUGAAGCUGAAUACAGAAAAGUUUUUGAAAAUUUCCUCCACAAUUCAAUUUUUGUGCCAAGGCCCAACCGUAGGCGAAGAGAUGCCAAUGCUGCUGGGAAUUCCACGAUGACCAGUUAUGGAAAGAACUUCACCACAGAGGACUUCUACAAUUUCUCAGACCCCGAAAAAGAUGAUAUAGAAUACCCAUUCUAUGAGACAAAGGUUGAUUACAAGCGGGAGAGGACGGUGAUCUCAAACCUGCAGCCCUUUACUCUCUAUCGUAUUGAUAUCCAUAGCUGCAACCACGAGGCUGAGAAGCUUGGCUGCAGUGCAUCCAAUUUUGUUUUUGCCAGAACCAUGCCAGCAGCUGGGGCCGAUGAUAUCCCAGGGCCAGUAACCCCUAAAGAAGAAGAUUAUGGUGUGGUCUUUUUGAGUUGGCCUGAGCCAGCCAGGCCAAAUGGCCUAAUCCUGAUGUAUGAGAUUGAGUACAAGCAGCAGGGAGAUGUGCAAAGGGAAUGUGUGUCUAGGCAGGACUACCAAAAGAACAGAGGCGCAAAACUCGUGCGGCUUACUCCGGGCAAUUACUCUGCACAGGUUCAGGCCAUCUCCCUCUUUGGAAAUGGAUCCUGGACAGAAACGGUCACCUUCUGUGUAAAGCCAAAACCCGACGUGAGCAAUAAUAUACUGCAAAUGGUCGUGGCCAUUCCCCUCGCCGUUUCAUUGCUGCUGGUGGGUAUCAUCACCAUUGUCUGCUUCGUUACAAAGAAAAGAAACAGCAACCGACUUGGAAAUGGUGUCCUCUAUGCCUCUGUGAACCCCGAGUAUUUCAGUGCUGCAGAAAUGUAUGUGCCUGAUGAAUGGGAGGUUCCUCGAGAGAAGAUAACAAUGAACAGAGAGCUUGGGCAAGGUUCGUUCGGAAUGGUAUACGAGGGCAUUGCCAAAGGGGUGGUGAAGGACGAGACAGAGACAAGGGUUGCCAUAAAGACUGUCAAUGAGGCUGCCAGCAUGCGGGAGAGAAUUGAAUUUCUCAAUGAGGCUUCCGUCAUGAAGGAGUUCAACUGUCACCACGUGGUGCGCUUAUUAGGGGUCGUUUCUCAAGGUCAGCCAACACUUGUCAUCAUGGAAUUAAUGACUCGAGGAGACCUCAAAAGCUACUUAAGAUCUUUACGACCAGACACAGAGAGUAACUCCGGGCAGUCUCCUCCUUCCCUGAAGAAGAUGAUCCAGAUGGCAGGAGAAAUUGCAGAUGGAAUGGCCUACCUCAAUGCAAACAAGUUUGUUCACAGAGAUCUGGCUGCUAGGAACUGUAUGGUCGCCGAGGAUUUCACAGUUAAGAUUGGAGACUUUGGCAUGACAAGAGACAUCUAUGAGACAGACUAUUACAGGAAGGGGGGGAAAGGUCUGCUGCCUGUGCGUUGGAUGUCCCCAGAAUCCCUAAAGGAUGGUGUUUUCACAACUCACGCUGAUGUCUGGUCCUUUGGAGUUGUGUUAUGGGAGAUUGCCACUCUGGCAGAGCAGCCUUACCAGGGCAUGUCCAAUGAGCAGGUUCUUCGCUUCGUUAUGGAAGGAGGCCUUCUGGAGAAGCCGGAUAACUGCCCUGACAUGCUGUUUGAACUAAUGCGCAUGUGCUGGCAGUACAACCCCAAGAUGAGACCUUCAUUCCUGGAAAUUAUUAGCAGUAUCAAAGAUGAGCUUGACCCCGGCUUCAAAGAGGUGUCCUUUUUCUACAGUGAAGAGAACAAGCCCCCGGACACAGAAGAGCUAGAUCUGGAGGCAGAGAACAUGGAGAGCAUUCCGUUGGAUCCCUCGUGUGCCCUGCAGACAUCCGAGCACCAUGCGGGACACAAAUCUGAAAAUGGUCCAGGUGUAGUGGUUCUUAGGGCAAGUUUUGACGAGAGGCAGCCAUAUGCACACAUGAAUGGAGGGCGCAAAAACGAGAGGGCACUCCCUCUGCCCCAAUCCUCGGCCUGCUGAUCCUGGCUGGGGGUCUGACAGACACUCUUGGAAAUACACUGCCUUGUGUACCUCGUGGAUCCAGAGAAUCCCUCUGUAUCAGUGCAAACACUAAUCCGUUCUUUCAGCGUGGGUUUGCCCUCUUUCUGACUCGGUACUGGUGUUGCUCCUCACAAAGGACCUUGUGCGUCAGACCAGUGUCACUUCAAGCUCGCCCACGAGCGAAUAUAUACCGAAGGUGCAUCCAUUGCAAUACGUGUGGUCCAGACAGGCGGCUCACCUGCUUAAAACAUGAAAUAAAACAAACAACAUAUAUCUAUAAUAUAUAUAUAUAUAUAUAUAUAUAUAUAUAUAUAUACUUUUUUUUUUUUUACUUAGACCUUUAUAAUAAGAAAAAAUUAGUAACAUUACUGCAGAAUACCUUUGCAUCCCAUAUAUGCUGUUAUUUAAUCUGACAUUCUUUGCCAAAUAGCUCUUUGACAGAAUGGAUAGUGCAGAUGGGGGGGAGGGUUAUGUCCCUUCAUAUCACAGGACCAUGCACACUUAUUUUUCUUUAAAAUUACCAAUAUAUAAUGCUGGGGACAUUUUCCUCUCCAGAUUUUUUUUUCCUUUUGUGUGUGUGUGAUGAGGUGGCAAAAACCAUAUAUGUGUAUAUACAAGACAAAGCAUUCUGGAGAAAACUGGCAAAAAAACGAAAUUGCAGAACUUAAUGGGUUUACGGCAAAACGUGCUGCUUCUUCAUUCAAAUACCAGAAAUCAAUUAACAUCCAUUUUUGGAAAGAUAAAGAAGACUUUGGCCUCGUAACUAUUUUUUUUUUUUUGUUUGUUUAAUCCGUAAUUGGAUUACGAGUCUCUGGCAGGUAACGGAACAUCAGACCUUCCCUGCAGAACCCAUUAGUCUUCAUAUCUCUCUGAAGUUACCCUUUGAGCCUCAUAUAUAUACAUAUAUAUAUAUUUUUGGACAUGUUCUCUCUUGCUAAGACUAUACGGCAGGCACUUGCAGUUCAAUGUGAGGCCAAAGCAUCAUUUACAUACAUUGUAUUUUGUGUCCCUUUUAUAACUUUUUUAUGGUUCAGAUAUUCAUCUAUAUCUAUGUCUGUACAGAAAAGGCUGCUAUUUUUUUUCUUUACCUUUUUGUGGAUUUAUUCUAUGAAAUGAAAAAAAAAAAAAAAAACCAGAAAAAAAAACCUUCAGGUCUACCUUUCCAUCUCUUUGUGUUCCUGUCUACUCCUCCACUCCGACAUAGGGCUGACAGAAAGGCAAUCGCAAGUAACGAGCUUUCCUUGGCUUAAGUGGGAGAUUCUGGACACUUAUGUUGUGAUCGUUUGCUUUGAAAUGUACUUAAAAAGUCCCUAAAUCUUCUGUUUGGCUCCUCACCUCCUGGAUCUCCCACAGAAGAACGUCUAGUAUAAUUAUCCAUGGAUCUGUUCAAUGCCUUUUUUAUAAAUGCAGUUUAAUUUUUUGUGUUUGUAUUGCAAAGGGUUCCUCGUGGCAGUAAACCCUGGUGGUGGGUGGAGCGUGUGUAUGCACACUGGGCGUGGUUGGUAUCUUUGUGGGUCAUUGUACGAUUUUUGUUCCCUUCCCACGCGGCUAUCCAUUAUAUCAUAAUGCAGAAAACGAAACUCAGGUUGCAAAAUAUCAUAUGGUUUCGUGUUCUCUAAA